Rubroshorea leprosula is the source of this 905-nucleotide messenger RNA. The record is from the annotation of a GenBank genome assembly. NCBI's taxonomy places the organism in Eukaryota, Viridiplantae, Streptophyta, Magnoliopsida, Malvales, Dipterocarpaceae.
GUGUCCGCAUCCCUGUCAUCCUCGUCAUAUUCUGAAGACACAAAACGCCCCAGAUUGUUACCCUCAAAAUCGUCAAACUCAUUCUCUUCCUUGUCUUCUCCAGGCUUUCCACUGCCACGGCCGGAGGCAGCCACAGUAAAUCGAUCCAAAAGGUCCGAUGUGAAUAAUCGGGCAGGCCCAAUAUCGGACUGCGUUGUGAAUCCAGUGGCACCACGGCCAAGCCCAGCAACAUAAUUGGAAGGAGGCGAAUUGGGGUUUAGGAGAGCUAGUGAGGCAUUGUGAUUUGGGGAUGAUGUUGAAUGGAUUACAGGAGAGAGAGGGUGGCGAAUUGGGGAUCGACUUUUUCAGGGAUAUGGUUUUCGAGUUGGGAGUCAAGAUGCCCGUUCUCACCCAUCUCUUAUCUUCAUCACCUUCAUCACCGAUCAUUGUUCUCACUCAUCUCUGAUCUUCAUCAACGAUUAUCAUGCUCCCCUAUCUCUAAUCUUCAUCGCCGAACGACCCUUUCCCGAUACUACUUGAAGGUGAGGAUGACGAUGGGCAAGAUGAUGAUGGCCGAACCUUGGCUAGGUCGUGGUGAGAACCUAGACAUACCCAGAUGGGUUCUCAUCGAGAGAACCAGAUCUGGGUUUUCUUCUUGAACCCAAUCUAGGUAUUAGUGAGAAGCCAAGCUAUAGGUUCUCAAUGGAAGAGCCUUAUGUUUUUAUUUUGUUUACUUUAUUCUUGAAUUCUUCUAGCCGAACUUAGGUUUAUUUUAAAUUGGAAAGCAAACCCAUGAAACCAUAUUUUUGCAGCUUCAAUUGAUCUGGGUUCUUAUGAAUUGUUUUGGGUUGUUUUGUUUUCAUACAAAUUGAUCGGGUUCGUUCCUUUUUUUUUUUUGUCCUAGCCAUCCUAAUUUCAUUUGUUUG